CGUCACUGAGACACCGAUCCGUCAGCUGCAUUUGAAGUGGUUGACGAAGUGACUCGCGUCCUGAUCGUUGUUUCGUGAUAAAUCGCGCCUCGCGCUAUCUCUCCCGCGAUGCCGAAUUUCACGAAGUGGUACUUCGUGUUAAUCAUUAUCACCUGCGUGACGAUCGGCCACGCCCUGGAGUGUUAUGUUUGCACGGAUCAGGAGGGCAAUCGAGAUAAAUGUCUGAAUACUAUUAAGACCUGCGAACAAGGGCAGGAUGUUUGCCUUACGGAGAUUAGAUGGGGCAGUACACCGUAUUGGUCUCAGGGUGCCAAGAAGCAAUUUUAUGUCUCUAAAAAGUGUGCUGCUAAAAGAGAAUGUGAGAGGAUGCAGCGAAAUAAUAUGCCCGAUUGUACUCACAUCUGGUAUCAAGACUGGCAAUGUUCUUCUUGCUGUCAGGGUGAUAGGUGUAACUACUAUGUUAUUGUGAGUAUAAUUUUUAUUAUUAGUAAUUUAAAAAGAAUAGGAUAA
Pogonomyrmex barbatus (red harvester ant) is the source of this 510-nucleotide messenger RNA. RefSeq names its product UPAR/Ly6 domain-containing protein cold. Lineage: Eukaryota; Metazoa; Arthropoda; Insecta; Hymenoptera; Formicidae. The record is from RefSeq and is a predicted model, not a curated record.